Molecule: messenger RNA, 678 nt
Organism: Vicia villosa (hairy vetch)
Lineage: Eukaryota; Viridiplantae; Streptophyta; Magnoliopsida; Fabales; Fabaceae
Exons: 5
Coding region: 1-678 (225 amino acids)
Source: RefSeq, a predicted model, not a curated record
AUGUUAUGCGUUACUGUUGGAACAACUCAAAGAUUUUUUGUCUCAAAACACGGUUGGUUUUAUUAUGGGUGUACUAAAUGUUCUUUAAAGGCAUCUGAUGUGAACAAUCCAUACAAAUGUUCAUGUGGACAGAAUGUAGAACAUGCCAUACCAAGGUAUCGAGUUGACAUAUAUGUAGUUGAUGGUGAUUCCAAAUUUCGCUUUGUGUUUUGGGACACUGACUGUGCCGACAUUAUUGGAAAGUCUGCUGAUAGUAUUUAUAAAGCAAUGCUUGAGGAAGGUGACGACGACCCAAUGAUAUAUCCAGAUGAUCUUGACAUGCUACAUGGUAAAAAGAUGGCGUUUAGGGCUAAAGUUCAGCCAACAUUUGGCCAAGCAUCUGUUUGGAAACUUUCUUAUGAUGAAGAGUUUGUAAAGGAAAUUGAGAAAGAUUAUAUUACUGAUGAAGGAGAUAGCAAAUCUUUAAACCAAAACCCAGUUGUUGAUCGUGUUGAUGAAUCCAUUGAGUCGUUGUCAGCAUAUGGAGAAAAUGAUCCUGAUAAAAUUGUGACCAAUACUCCAUCCAAAGGAAGUCCUGUUUAUCUUGAUGCUGUAGAUUCUGAAUUACAAGCGUAUGGUACUACCCAGCUCUCAGGAACCAAGCCUGCAAAGAAAGUUAAGAUUGAAUCUGAUGCAUGA